Molecule: messenger RNA, 770 nt
Organism: Cucurbitaria berberidis CBS 394.84
Lineage: Eukaryota; Fungi; Ascomycota; Dothideomycetes; Pleosporales; Cucurbitariaceae
Exons: 1
Coding region: 90-542 (150 amino acids)
Source: RefSeq, a predicted model, not a curated record
GUACUCGACGUUGCGGUCUAGCCCUGCGCCAAGGUGGCGUGUGGAAGCGAGUUAGGGGUAUUCUCCGUCCUUCCUAGUCCUUCCUGGGUAUGCUCGUCAGGAACAGCCGAUGCAGUCCCGCCUGCAGCAUGACUGGUUCAAUCAUCCAUCUACGCAACGGCACCCGCAUGCAAAGUUGUGCGUCUCAGUCAACCACACAAGCCAUCCAUGCAGCCUUCAAUGUGAGUCGUUUCGUCAGUAUUGCCGGUUGUUUGAUCAUGAGCGGUAUAGUGUGUUCGCUAGCUUGCUGGUUGAUACUGCUGCAAAGGAUAAACUUAGAUAGCCACACAGAUCAUCCGAUACGAUUCGUUGUGCCCGCUGGGCAGGUCUGGCGGUCUCAGCCCGCCUGGCUGCUGGCUGGCAUCUACAUUGUCGCCAGUGUUAGCCAGCCACAAGACCCCCUGGCGUAUUCUUGGGCAGGGGUGUCACGGGUAAAGGGAAGCAACUUGUGCCUGUUGUACCACCUGGGCCUUUCUUUUUCGAUCAAAGUAUUGUCAAUUUGAGAUGUCCCGCACGCUUCACCCACGUGUAAGCUCAUAGUUCUCCAGCGGUGUGGGUGCCGUUUCCAAUUGCUCACGGCGCGCUGCAUGGCCCUGGCGCGUAGGAUGAUGGCCCUUGACUCUCUGCAUCAGAGCACGACAGCUAGUGCAGUAGUGUAAUCUCGUACCUGUAUUUGGUUUUGUGAAGCCCCAACAACUCUCUUCCCUAGGCAAUAACGCCACGGCCAGGUG